UUGGGUUUGCAUGAUCAGUCAUUAUAAAGUGCUCAUUUUGGUCAUAUCAGGGCAAAAUGAUUGCUAUAACAGUACGUUUCAACCGCUCUCUAUUUCAAAUAGAAAAUUUUCGAAACAACCGUGUAGUUUUAAUGAAGCCACUGUUUGCCUACUGCUCUUUCUUAAGAUGCCAAGACGACUCUUUCAGUAGAAGGGACAGAUUAAUAGAUAUAACAGAAACGUGAUAUCACAAAGAAUUAUUAUUAGAAAGGAUUUAGAGAUAAAGGAAAUGCAACACCCCUUUGCAAUAAGCUUUAGUUCUUAUUUGAGUAAGCAUAUGAAUUCAUUACUUUUAUUUUAAAGUUUUCGUAAGCGUAUCCAUUGUUGUUAUACCACUUAAUCUUUUAGGGUUUUACACAGCCUAGGGAUAUUGUUGUAUUUCGGAGAUAAUGAAUGGAUGUAGAGUCCAUUUGAAUGAAUAGUGAAAUGUUCAACUCCUUUACUUUGUUAUUCGAGUACUAUUCGUAGCAUAUUUUCAAAGAUAAUAGGUCAUAGGUUUAGGAUACAUUAUAUUAGCCUCAGUUCUCUUAAAUAAGGCUUCCUAUACAAUGCCAUCUCCUUCAGGAUCAAUUCUCUAAUCGUGGUUUUUCCAACUGAAUUGUGUAUUCGGUUUGGUCCUACCUGUUGGGAAAACAUUUUUGGAGGACCGCCGGUCGAAUUUUACACCUUAUGUCGAGAGGAUAACCAAAAGAAGUUUUUUGAUCAUUUUCAACUUGCUGUUGAUAUAUUUUUGCUGAAAAUCAAAGUAUGCAAUGAUGAACUUCAAAGCAACAACUAACGCAUCAUUGUUCCAUGAAAUGCCACUUCUUUCAAUGACCUACAAUGUUAAGAUUAGACAGUUGACAAACCUAUAUAUACCUACAAACGGGUUAAAAGCUGUUUCUUUUUCUCAAGAAAACAAGUAUUCCACGAGGGCCUACUUUGCUGUUUACCCACAAACUGUAAAUGAUUUUAACAUAGUGACAAGACUAUUGCACUGUUACAAUGCAUCAUAAUGCAAAUCAGUUGUAGAAAUUACUUGGAAUUGUUGUAAUGAUCAGUACUGAUAUCAGACAUGCAUGUAGUCAUAUCUUCCUCGUCAACAGUUGUCAAUACCAAAUUACUCUUCCUAGUUACUAACGCUCUCUAGGAAAAUAUCAAAGACAAACACCGACUAUUCUGUGACACUUUUGUAUUGGGAUCGCUUUACUAAACAAAAUCCUUCUUUUGUCUGAAAUCUUGGAUUAAAUAUUUGUCAAGCCGAAUAAAGAAUGUUUAAUGACUGUUUUGUCCAGGGAAAUGCAGGUUGUUGUCAUAAAGAUGUCACCUGAAGGUGAAUUUGCUGACGGAUCUCCAUUCAUAAUGAAACAUCACUGACUUCAAAUAUGCAGUAUUUGGAAGCCUAUCUGUCACUGAAAUUGUGAGUUGCUUUCCGUAGAUCCUUCUCUAUCGUUUUAAUUUCGGUAGGGGAGGUCAGAAGCUGUUGACAUUUGAUGACGAAAGGUGCAGGCAUUAUUGAAUUGCUACAAAUCUGAUGUCCAAACAGGAUCCACUAGAUUCAUUGAAUUAGCAUCGAAAGAUCCUCAGUAGAGUACUCAAGUCGCUUUAUGUGACGUAUAUUGAACGAGUUUAUAGUGGUUAUCUAUCGUUUGAGAGUAUUGACUCAAUAACAGAGUCUAAUGAGGAUCGAAGAAGCUUUUUGAUCAUCUAUUUACAACUGGGUGACUUUUGCAGUUGUGCCUCAGUAAAUCACAUCACAGCAUUGCCUCAAUUUAUUGACCAUUGUGUGAAAAGUCUAGAAUGAUUUGCAUUGAAAUUGAUUUCCCGAAGAUCAUCAGUCCUUCCACUCCAAAUAUUUGUUGUUCAUGAAGUCAGGGCUGUAUCUUCCUGCAACAAAGGAGGUGAUAACGCUUGAUCAACCAUUUGCUGCUUCACAAUGACAACAGACAACACGAGCUUAGUUAAUUGCAUCCUAUGACUAGUUUUGGAAUGACUGUUUUCAUCCACGGCUGUAUUUUUUGGAGCAAACACAGUAACAAUAAAACACAAACCUGCUGCAGUUGGGUUUUCUUGUGCUCGAGAAACAUUUAACUUCUCAGCUGAACAUCGCUCGACAUGAAUCUUAUAAGCAGCUGAGUUUUCUUGUAAAACUUUAGCUUGGUGCAGAGUGUAUUCUAAGGUUACUUAUUUUCAAAACAUUUUACAAUAAAAGGAAAAACGUUUUGGUUUUGGUCUCGAGUCGUUUGCAGAUCAUGUCAUCAAUAUCCUGCAAGGAAUGUUACGAUGCCAUUAUGCUAUCAGAAAGGGGUGGAUUUCUGGAUGAUUCAAUGCAUUAUCUGUCCCUUCACGAUGAUGAACUAUCAUUGUUUUCGGUUGAAGAGAGCAAGGAGUACAUGAUAGAAAGUCCAAGGUACAACUAUUUGCCAGACAUUAAGGAUGAACCAUGGACCCCUUUUGACAUCCGUCAGACCCUAAGAAAGGUAUCUCGGUUGCGGAACAGAGAGCACCUUUUUACAGACAAAGCAAUUACAGAGGUAUCUAGGAUACUAAAAAUUCUACUUACACGCCUAGCGAGAGAAAUCCAAAGAUUUUCAAAGAUAUUUAACGUGUGUACUAGAAAUGAGGUGUACUCAGCGACGCAAGUUAUCUUCAAUAAAGCUGUUUCCCGAGCGUGCAUUGGAAACAGUUACCAGGCGUACUAUCUAUACGUCCAUUCCAUUAACAGAAAUACUGAAAAACACCUCCGCAUGUCCAAAUCAGAGCGAUCUGGCCUGGACAUCUCCGUCGGAAGGGUCUUUAGAUGGAUGGUCAGGAAUAAUCUUGCCAACCACAUCUCUGAUUCAGCUGCUGUGUAUUUUACCGCUAUUCUCGAAUACCUCAUUGAAGAAAUUUGCUACCUGAGUGACCAAGCGAUAAACAAAAAGAAGGCUGGACUGGUUGCAAACUACAGUAUCCUUGCCGAUGAUAUCAUCGUCUCACUAUCUGGGAAGCCAGAUAUAUGGAGAGCAGCUCAGGUCUACGAGCAUUUAUCUACAGUUAAAUGCACUGGAGAGUCACCUUUUGAUCAGCCUAAGGAAAUGUUUUUCCAGCCAGUCCGCAGUUUUGUCAGAGAGGACAACAAAACCUGCAACACAAAAUGCUUCGCUUCAAGAGAAGAAGUUGCGUCAAUCAUAGAGAAAGCCUCGGUGUUUGAUUUGCCAGACACACCUCGCCAUCGCAGCGUUAGGCGCCGCAGUAGCCCAGCUAUCCUACACAGCACUAAAAAAACUUCUGAUGGUAUACCAUGGACUAAUUCUGCAAUCGAUACACUCUUCGAAUUUACUAAAUGUCCUCGGAAACGAUUUCCAGAGGAUGGAGAAACUGAUGAUAUAUCCCAAAGUAGCCCAGUUCUAGAAAGCAAUCCUUGUGAGGAUGCACAUCCUAUAAGCGAAUGGGUCAGAGUUUGUGGAGUAUUCGCCAAAAGCAGGCUUGGAAAAUGCAUUGAUGCUGAUGACGUCAAACAGGCUGCGCGUGUGCUCCUACCUAGCUGUUUUUGCCUCGCAAGAGAAGCCUGGCCAAGUUCUGAAUCUUGUCAGCCAUCUUUAUCACAGCUAAAUGAGGACGAGAUGGUUAAUAGCCCAGCCAAGGCUCACUUGAGCAACCCAUUUUUCAUGAAAACAUUACUUGAUUCCAAACACGAUGGUGAACGAAAAAGGAUUUUCGCACAAUACUCAUCUCAAAAUUUAAACAGACAUGACUCAAAAGGAAUGACAAUUCUGAUGUACGCCUCUUUACACGGAAACAAGAGCCUUUGUAAAGACCUUAUUGAGAGAAGAGUUAACUUGAAUGCGAGGGUUCCUUUUGAUGCGCAAGAAAAUGAUUGCAUUCCGGCAACAAUCAAGGGUUGGAGUGCUCUGUCUUUUGCGGUCACAUCGGGACAUGGUGAAAUUGUCAAGACGCUGCUUGAAAAUGGAGCUAUACCGGAUGAUUUAUUUAUCCCUGGAGCUGCGGACGUGCUGUCGCCUUUGCACUUAGCUGCUGCAGCCGGACAGUUUACAAUAUUCACACAGCUUCUAUCUAAGCGUGUAAACACCACUUUGGUGAGCAAAGAGCUGGAAAAUCACGGAGCUCAAGAUGCUGAUGAGAAUUUACAGAAAAUGCAUCUUCAUGGUCUUGCAGCUGCCCAUGGUCGAAGAAGAACACUUAGGAAACUACUGUCUGUUCCAGAUCAAAUUAGAAUAGAAAAGCCAGGAAAGAGGGGAAACUUAUCCCUUGUAGAGGCUCUUUCAGAGGAAAGGGAGGAAGUUCCUGAAGAAGAAACAGACCAAAGUAGAAGGAAAAUUUUAAAGGAAGCGAUGUAUGAAAGUGCAGAGCAUGGCUAUGUACAUAUUGCAUUAGAAAUUCGAAGUCUUGAUACCCCCUGGAAUUACCAUACGUGGAUCACUACCCUCGCGUAUGCCCAUGAGUACAACGAUAUGGAGGCAGUCCAGUGUCUGCUUCUUGACUUCCCAGAUAUCAGUGACGCUGAACUAUCCAGCGGUAUCAAUGAACGUCAUGCCUGCAUGUUUUUUGAAAUAUUUCGUGAUAAUCCGUCGUCCAGUAUUCAACAAGUUGCAUCCAUUAUAUCUAUGUUUUAUGGUGAAACGCCAAAAAUAGAUGUCAGAGCCGUAGAAGAAGACCACACAAACAAUUUACCAAAAAUAGGAACAAAGUUUGUCAACAGCAAAGAAAUGGCUGAUAUUAUUUUCAAUAUAGAAGGAAAACCCUUCUAUGCACAUAAGAUUAUACUGCAGAAUGCUUCAAAAAGAUUAGAGGAAUUGACAAGAUGUGUAGAUGACAAGGGAGAAGUGAACAUAGAUGGCAUUAAAUACUCUGUUUUUGAGGCUGCGAUGCAGUUCUUAUAUAGUGGUGGCGUAUUGUAUCAAAGCCAACCAGAUAAGGUCCUUGAGUUGCUUGAUUGCGCAGCCAAACUUCAGCUACCAUCAUUGAAGCAAACUUGUGAAUUUGAAAGUGCAAGACAUAUGACAUCUUAUAAUGCAGUCGAUGUUUAUUUGAGUUCAAAGGCUUGCAAGGCAUAUCAGCUAGAAAAAUAUUGCUAUCACUUCUUCCUUGCCAAUCUUUCGCUUAUGGUUUCAAGAGAUGAGUUUGUCAACUUGCUAGACAAAAACAAAAAUAUCUUUGGUUAUCUUGAGCAAGAGUUCCUGCAAAGUUUGCUUGGAAAACAGACAGACAGUGCCAACAUCGUAACCGCAACUUACCUAUGAUACAAACUCAAGCUUCUUAGUCAACUGGGUAAAAGCAUCGCCCCUGAAAGAUUAUGAAAAUGGAAUAUCCAAUCUGACAUGUUAAGUACUUGAAGAUUUAUUAAAUGAUAGUUUCAUUUAAAGGCAUGUAUCAUUCUUUCUCUGCUUGUUCCCAGAUUUCUACUCUCAGAAAAACAUGCUGUGUCCAGAGGCAUAGCAAAAGAGGGCAUGCCACAGUAGGGCCCAAGCGACGACUUUCAUUUACAGCAAUCUUGCUUUUCAUUGUUAAACCUUAGAUCUCUGUAUAAAUAAACUUUAAACUGGUGAAAGAAAUAUCCUCCCUUUAACUACAUAAUCCAUUACAAGAAAGCCCAGUAGAAUCUCCUUAAUGCCAAGUUUUUUAACUUAGACACAUUCCUUGCUUUAUGCUGCUAGGCACAAAUUUGAGAUCCUUGUCCAC
This is a messenger RNA of Rhopilema esculentum, 5700 nucleotides long. RefSeq names its product ankyrin repeat and BTB/POZ domain-containing protein 2. Gene Ontology annotation, molecular function: DNA binding; protein heterodimerization activity; structural constituent of chromatin. NCBI's taxonomy places the organism in Eukaryota, Metazoa, Cnidaria, Scyphozoa, Rhizostomeae, Rhizostomatidae. Gene Ontology annotation, cellular component: nucleosome. The record is from RefSeq and is a predicted model, not a curated record.